Messenger RNA from Ctenocephalides felis (cat flea), 527 nucleotides. RefSeq lists its product as uncharacterized. NCBI's taxonomy places the organism in Eukaryota, Metazoa, Arthropoda, Insecta, Siphonaptera, Pulicidae. Bases 102 to 452 code for a protein of 116 amino acids. The transcript has 3 exons. The record is from RefSeq and is a predicted model, not a curated record.
GUAUGUCAUAUUAUUAUUGAAAUAGAAAAACUAAUUGUUACUAAUUAACUAAUUGAUUAAUUCAUUGAUUGUUGGAAUAAACUAUCUGAAAGAACAACGCUAUGGCUGACGAAGCACUAAAAUUCGGCCAAGAUGGACAACCUUUGCCAAGUGGUGAAGAAUUAUUAAAAAUGUUAGAAGGAAUGGACAUGUCCGAGGAAGACAAACAGAGCCUGAGGGAUUCUUUGCUUCAACAGGCAAAUAGGGCUGCUUCUCAGGACACCACGGGGGCUACUGGGGUCACAUUUCAACAAGUCUUGUUCAUGUUGGCCAUGGUGGCGAUUAUAGUAUCAGUUUUCGCAUUUUUCGCAAACAAAUUAUACAAAUCUCUGACGUACAAAGACAGAAUGCGCGAAGAAAAAAGGAAAGCCAAGGAGGAGAGAAAGAACAAGGAAAAGAAGAAAGUCAAGUAGUCAUUUUGAAAAACGAACAAGACUUUUAAUAAAUUCAUAAAUUUAUUUAUAACUUUAACCACAUCGUAUCAGUUC